UUCGUCGACAGUGUACACGUCAGGUGUCAACAAAGAUGGUGUCUCUGGCGGAUAUCUUGCCACCUGUGAGUGCACCAGUGUGGGACCGUGAGAGUGAUGAGCGCCGCAGACGCCACCAGCAGGCCCAACAGCAGCAGCAGGCCUUAGUCACUGCUUCUCGAGCAGCACCACCAUAUGGCCACAGAAAAGGAUGGUUACCACGCUCUCAGGAGGAUUUUGGAGAUGGCGGAGCAUUCCCCGAAUGCCACAUAGCUCAAUAUCCUUUAGGAAUGGGUAAAGGUGGAGGAGACAGUGGUGGAGGAGGAGGAGGAUCAACUUCUAAUGCACUGGCAGUUCAGUUAGAUGACAAAGGCAAAGUUAAAUAUGAUGUGUUGGCCAGACAAGGCCAUGCAAAAGACAAGAUUGUUUACUCCAAACUGACGGAUCUUUUGCCAUCGUCCAUCACCUCAGAAGAUGACCCAGAGCUCCAGCGACCAUCCAUAGAAGAAAUAGAGGACACCACAGAGAAAACGAGACAAGCGUUAGAGAAGCUCACUCAGGGUAAGAUAUCAUCAGCCAUGCCAGUAAGAUGUGCAGAGAAGCAAGCACCAGCCCAGUACAUCCGUUAUACACCAUCGCAACAAGGAGUGUCUUUCAACUCGGGGGCCACCCAGCGUGUCAUCCGAAUGGUUGAGCAGCCCAAGGAUCCGAUGGAACCCCCCAAAUUUAAGAUUAACAAAAAAGUACCGCGAGGACCUCCGUCCCCUCCAGCCCCGGUGAUGCAUUCUCCAACACGCAAGGUUACAGUUAAAGAACAGCAAGAAUGGAGAAUACCACCGUGUGUUAGUAACUGGAAGAAUGCUAAAGGUUAUACCAUUCCUCUUGACAAGCGAUUAGCAGCAGAUGGCCGAGGUCUUCAAUCAGUUCACAUUAAUGAAAAGUUUGCCAAGCUUGCUGAAGCUUUGUACAUUGCUGACAGAAAGGCCCGAGAACAGGUGGAGAUGAGAGCUCAAAUAGAGAAGAAACUGGCACAGAAAGAGAAGUUCAGAAAGGAGGAGUCGCUCAAGGUACUGGCUAAGAAGGCACGAGAAGAACAUGCAGGACUUCGCCCAGUCACUGCAGGUCCCACCGAUGAUGCAGAAAGAGAGAGAGAGAAACUCCGUCAGGAUCGUGCUCGGGAACGUAAACGUGACACUGCAGUAGCAAGUGCAGCUGCAGAUAAACGAGGUAAACUAGCCAACCGUGAGCGUGAUGUAACAGAACAGAUUGCCUUGGGCUUACCCCAGAACACAGCUGGGGGUGGUGAAGCUCAGUUUGAUCAGCGUCUCUUCAAUCAGUCGCGAGGUAUGGACACAGGUUUUGGUGACGAAGAAGCCUAUAAUGUUUACGAUGCACCUUGGCGUGACACGGGAAAUAUUGGUUCAAAUAUCUACCGGCCCACCAGGACAGCAGAGAAUGAUUAUGGUACAGGAAUAGAGCAUCUCAUGUCCACCAAUCGCUUUGUCCCAGACCGUGGAUUCUCUGGUGCAGAUUCUGGUACAAGCAGGUCUGGUCCAGUGGAGUUCCAGAGGUUUGGACCUGGAGAUGAGAAAGAUGAAGAUGACUUGUUCGGUGUCAUUGGUCUGCUCUCAGAGGCUAAAAAGGCCAGCAAGAGAAAUUCAAAUUCUGAUGACCGUGGCCGAGAUGACCGUGACAAGAGGAGGAAAAGAGACUGAGGUUAAAUAUUGUAAAAAUUUUAUAAUGUGUAUGAUCACAAGUUCCAUCAGAGUUAUAACAUUUGACGAAGGCCUCAGAUCUGAAGGUUCUGUGUCAACUGUUGGGAUACUAUGUACAUAUAUUUUUGACAUCACAAGUUCUAUAAUUUUUUUACUCUUUGAUUUAUCAUCAUUGAAAACUGCACCUUGAUGAAUACUUUGUAGUGCAUCAAGUGAGCUGUCAUUGUGCUAUAUGUGAUGAUAAAUGGUCAUAGCAUCUGGUUACUGGACAUGAUGGGGAAGGAGGCUUUUUUAAUACUGUCUGUAAAAAUACAUUAUGACAAGAAAAAUUCAGUUUUAUGCCAUGUAAGUAUGUCUGUCCUUUUUAAUUUGGCGAUGACUCGGUUAUUUGUGUAGUACUAAAUACUUAUGCCAUGGAAGACAGAAUAAAGUGUAUGAGAUUUAAACAUUUUCUUCAGUAGCUACUAAAUUAUAGUACUCUAGUUUUUUAUGAAACUCGCAUAAGAAUAAUAUAAAUAUUAUCUUAAUGAUAAUUAGACAUUAAAUCAUCUUAAAUAAUUAGAGGAGCUGAGGCUAUCUUUAAGUGUUGAAUAUUACUAAAAACAAAAGGAUCGAAUUGCAAGCAUCUGACAAAUGCUUUUUUUAUUUUCAAAGCAAAACCAGCAAGCAGAGCUGCUGGGUAGUCUCCUUUGUGGGUGAACUUUUAGUUGUUGAGAUGUAUGAUAUCUAAAUAUUUAAGGACAGAAUCUUAAUGUACACAGUACCAAGCUUUGAAUGGGGAAAUUGUCUUUAUGAUAAAGACUUAGUACCAUUGAUAUUCUUUCAUGUAUUUUUAAAGAACGGAUGGCUGUGGCAGCAACUGUAGACUGGAUGUCAUAGUGACAUUUGGGUAAUGGGAGGGAUUUUUGUCAUUGACUUCCUUGGGAAUGUUUGUAAAUUCCUUUUUCAGAAAUAAUGUUUGUACAGCUAAUUCACUAUUGAUACUGAAGUAUUUUUCCUUUUAUAUAGGUUAAACCCUUGUACAAAUGUAAACUUCAAGGAUUA
Molecule: messenger RNA, 2738 nt
Organism: Homarus americanus (American lobster)
Lineage: Eukaryota; Metazoa; Arthropoda; Malacostraca; Decapoda; Nephropidae
Gene: Bx42
Product: puff-specific protein Bx42-like
Exons: 9
Coding region: 36-1694 (552 amino acids)
Biological process (GO): mRNA splicing, via spliceosome
Cellular component (GO): spliceosomal complex
Source: RefSeq, a predicted model, not a curated record